Trematomus bernacchii (emerald rockcod) is the source of this 2445-nucleotide messenger RNA. RefSeq lists its product as uncharacterized. Lineage: Eukaryota; Metazoa; Chordata; Actinopteri; Perciformes; Nototheniidae. The record is from RefSeq and is a predicted model, not a curated record.
AAAACUAAUAACCAUUUUCGUCUAAAGACUAAGACUAAGACUAAAUCAAAAACAGCUGCCAAAAUUAACACUGGUGCACCGGCACAGCCGGCCCAGACUUUCGGUCAUCAAGCGAGGAAGAAGAAGAGAGCGGCCUGACAGCCUUGCCUCCUCUCCUCGGUGGAAGAGCUGGAAGUUCCCCGUUCUCCAGCCCCACCUGUUCUGCGCUGGACUGUGCUUCCGGAGGCCACCCAUGCCCCCGACUCCCCGUCGCUUCGUGUGAUGUCCAAACGACAUCCGGUUCGCGCCAUGAGGAAGGUGGACUUUAUGUUGGAGACAGCAGAUUCUGCUGCCCGUUUAAGUCACACAAGCACAUGUCCACGUUCUUUAAUAAAGCAUAUUUCACUGUCAUUUCCAGGCUUGAAGCCAAGGGCUGUCGCCUCCCUCAGCAAGCGGACGGUAACCGAGUCUGUCAAUGCACUAUCACCUCGCGCAUGCGCAAUGUCGGCCGAGGUUGUCAGUCAGGGGUACGAUCAUGUUCAGACACUAGAGGGCCCCAUAACACAACUAAUAAAGGCACAGAGAGCCGACAGCAGGGCAGAGGCUACCUCCCCUCUCACUCUCAUGAGCGAGAGGUGGAAAGCGCUCACAAGCUCAGCUUGGGUGUUGAGGACGAUAUCGCGGGGCUACAGGCUCCAAUUCACUGUCACCCCCCCUCACUUCUCCGACAUUGUGCAUUCACAAGCCCGGGGAGAGUCGGCCCGUAUUCUAGAGCAGGAGAUUUUCUCGCUGUUAGAAAAAAAGGCCAUAAAUAUAGUGCCCCCCGAACAGAGUCAGAGCGGCUUUUAUUCCAGGUAUUUCCUCGUCCCCAAACGGGGAGGGAACGGAAUUCGCCCAAUCCUGGAUUUAAGGGCUCUGAACAAAUACCUCAGAAAAUACAAGUUCAGGAUGCUCACACUGCUGCGUCUCGUGCGUCAGGGCGAUUGGUUCACAUCAAUCGACCUGAAAGACGCGUAUUUUCACAUCCCAAUAUAUUAUCCACACAGGAAAUAUCUGAGGUUCGCUUCUCAGGGUGUCUGUUACGAGUACAGAGUGCUUCCCUUCGGCCUGUCUCUCAGUCCACGGGUGUUUGUACGAUGUACGGAGGCAGCAAUCGCCCCGUUACGACAGCAGGGCAUUCGUCUGGCAACAUAUUUAGACGACUGGCUCCUUCUUGCACAGUCGGAGCAGGAGGCUAUUACGCAGACGAAUAUCCUCGUGAAACACCUGCUCGACCUGGGUUUUGUAAUAAACACAGAAAAGAGCAUGUUGUCCCCAGCUCAGACUGUACUCUUCCUGGGUUUAUGCCUAAAUUCAGUGUCCUUCACAGCCCGCCUGUCAGCGGAGAGAGUGAAAGCCUUCAGGGCUUGCCUCGCUCAUUUCCGGCCACGCAAAUAUGUUCUCUUCAGAUCAUGUCUGCGGUUGCUGGGGCUCAUGGCGUCAGCCAUCCUGGUGGUACGACUGGGCCGCUUACACAUGAGGGAUUUUCAGCGCUGGGUAGCUGCCCUCAGACUGGACCCUGUGUGUCAUGGCGCACGGAGAGUGAUGGUCACUGUGGAAUGCGUAAUGGCACUGCGCCACUGGCUGCACCCGGUUUUCCUGGUACGGGGCGUGCCUAUGGGUACUGUCCUAUCACGGAAAGUGGUCACCACAGACGCAUGUCUGUCGGGCUGGGGGGGUAUAUACGAAAGUCGACCUGUGAGGGGUCUCUGGAACAGAGAUCUCCAGCGUUUUGUACACAUAGAAACGCCACUGCAUAUAAACUAUCUGGAGCUUUUAGCGGUGUUUCUCACCCUAAAACGCUUUCUGCCUUUUCUCAAAGGACAUCAUGUCCUCGUGAAGACAGACAACACAACCACAGUAUCGUAUAUAAACCGUCAAGGGGGUUUGCGUUCUCUUCAGUUACACAUGCUGGCACGCAAACUGAUACUAUGGAGCUGCGGCCGUCUCCUUUCUCUGAGAACAACGCACGUACCGGGGGUGAUGAACCUCGGAGCACCACUAUAUGCAGAUUGGGCUCUGCAUCCAACAAUUGUGAGUCAGUUGUGGAUACGUUACGGCCGAGCCGCGGUGGAUCUGUUCGCGUCAAAAGAAAACGCUCAGUGUCAGCUGUUCUUUUCAAUGCGCGGUCUAGACGCGCCGUUAGGCGUGGACGCACUCGCGCACGUUUGGCCGCCGGUCCUUCUGUACGCGUUCCUGGCUCUAAUACCUCCGACUCUGUCCAGAGUGAGAGAGCAUCGCCACACGCUGAUCCUGAUAGCUCCGCACUGGCCUGCAAUGUAUUGGCUGGCGGAGAUAUAUCAGCUGCUGUGCGGGCAGCUGUGGCAUCUCCCGUUACGCAGGGACAUACUGUCUCAGGCAGGGGGGACUAUUUUUCACCCACACCCGGAACGCUUGGCACUAUGGACCGUGAGUGGUAUAAUUUGA